Molecule: messenger RNA, 2280 nt
Organism: Cylas formicarius (sweet potato weevil)
Lineage: Eukaryota; Metazoa; Arthropoda; Insecta; Coleoptera; Brentidae
Gene: btz
Product: protein CASC3
Exons: 8
Coding region: 103-1947 (614 amino acids)
Biological process (GO): mRNA processing
Cellular component (GO): exon-exon junction complex
Molecular function (GO): mRNA binding
Source: RefSeq, a predicted model, not a curated record
AUAUGCUCCAUAGAGAUGUAUGUCCUAAAAAAUUAGACAAUUUAUAUUUCUUGUUCCAAUAGUUCAUUAUAGAGAAGCAGACUUUAGAGUGGCAAUUAAAAAAUGGAAGAAAUGGAAAACGUAGUUAUGACGGAAAAAAUACAGGAGAAUCCAGCAUCUGGUGAAGAAAAAACUUCUCCAGAUAAUUCAGAAUAUGAUAGUGUAGAUAGUUAUAGUGAUGAAGAGCAAACAGAAAAUAAGUCCAGAUUUAGAACUGCUCCAGUAGAAUCCCGUUCUGAAACUGAAAGCAGUAUCAUUUUGGAGAGAGAAGAAGGUGAUGGACAGGAGAGUGUGCCUGCCAAGAGAAUUGAUGAUGAUGAAGAUAAGAAAAAUCCUCAAUAUAUACCUAAAAGAGGAACUUUUUAUGAACAUGAUGAUCGGUGUGCUGAAACGGAGGUUGUUGAAACAACUGAAGUGGAAAAAACUGAUAAGGAUAAUAAGAAAAAAGUAUGGCAAGAAAAAAAGGAGAAAUGGUCUCAUGACAGGUUUAAUGACAAUGAACAAGCUCCAAAAAGUAGAGCUGAAUUAAUAGCAAUAUAUGGUUAUGAUAUUCGUAAUGAAGAAGGUCCACCAAGAGCACGCAGACGAAGGAGAUAUGGACGUGGUCCAAACAAAUAUACCCGUAAAUGGGAGGACGAAGAGGCUUAUUCAAAACCUGUUCCAAAAGUGAAAUCCACAACAAGAAAGCAACCUCAACCCAAACAAAAUAAAACGGAAUUUCCACCAUUGGGAGUAAGACAGAAUAGAAUUCAAUCUAGGUCUUCAGAAUCAAAUGUAGAAGAAGACAUUGAAGCAGGAAAUAUUGGAAUGGAAUACCGAAGAUCUUCUGAAAGAGAUCAGAAAAACAAACCAGAACAGCCUAGAGAAUCAAUACAUAUUGAGCAAAGUCAGAUGGUUCAUGAUUCUCACACAAAUAAAGAACAGGUAAAAGCAAGUUCGACUCAUUCUAUAAAACCUAAAAAGGAAAUCAAGGAUUCAGAUUAUAGAGGAUUUACAGCAAAGACAAAACAACAGCGAGGUGUUCGAAGUGAGCAACAAAAAGUCUUGCCUUCUCGUAACCCGAGAAAAGACUCCACCGAAUUUAUUCAUUCACAGAAUUUUACAAAUAAAAAUGAGAUUCUAGUGGAGGAGUUGGAGAAGAAUAUAAAUAAUCUAGCGCUACAGGAUGGCACUUAUAACACUAAUAAACACGGUAAUAAUCAAGGCAGACAGGGUAGUGUACCACCUCGUUUGCAGCAAUCAGAACAAAAGGGUCCUAAAAGAUACAGCUCUAUGCGACAAAGAUCUCUGCCAGAAACAGGAACUCCUCCAGUACCUCCCUAUUCACAUAGUUUUUACCCCAGUGAUUACAACUCAGCAGCUCCUCCACCUCCAUCACAGCAACCUAUAUUACCUCCAACGGCUUUACCACCAAGUAUUGUAGCGCAGCAAGUACCUGUUACGGGCACUACCGCAACCGCCUUAAUGCGUGCUCCAUUUGCUGGAUCGCCUUAUUCUGCUCAGGCACCUCCGGGUGCAUUUAUACAGGCUCCAACACCUGCCUUUAUACCAGCCCCCCAGCAGGCUCAAAUUGUAAGUUACGUGACACAAGCUCAACCAGGGUUUGGAGCAGCAGGAUAUCAAGGAUUCCAGCAACAGUUUAAUACUGUGAGCCCGCCUGCCGAACUAUACCAACCACAAGUAGGGAUAACCUAUUAUUCAACAGAUCAGCAAAUUCCUCAACGAUCUGUGCCUCAGAAGCGACCAAAAGCCGCGAUUCCUAUAGUAGAUCCUACAGAGGUCCAUGAAAAACAUAAAGAAAUUGAUGAAUUUGUUGAACAUCAUGGUGGUUCAGUUAUGAAUCUUAUUGAAACCAACAUCCAAGACAGAAACCACAAACCGCAAGGCUUUUCUGAAGUAAAUGAUUAAGAAUGACUGCUUGUGACAUUGAUCCUAAAAUAUGCCCAUUUAUUUAUUGUUUAAUUUAUUUUUGAAGCUCUUCUUGGUGGUAACUAUAUGCUUAUUUUGUAUAAUCUUUGCAACACGGAAGAUAAAACAAUAGUUGUGAUGGCGUUAUAAGCAACAAGCCUUCUGAACUAUUAACUGUUAAUCAUUUCCUCAAAAUUAAGUCUCACUACUCAAUAUAUAGUUACCUAUGAAUUUUGUUCCAGCAUUCUUAGAAGGAAAAAGUAAUAUAUAUACACUUUACAUCACUUUGUGUGCAAGUCGUUAUUUAGGAGUAAAAAAUUAUCAAGGUUGAAA